AUGUUCUCUUUGGUCAUAACCUCCUGCUUGAUUGUACAAAGACUUUCGCGAUUUUAUUGUGUGUCAUUUGAGUUGUUCUUAAAAGUUCCUGUAAGUUUAUCUAAUGGCAGACUCAAAAUUAUAUGAAAUUUUAGGUGUGGGAAGAACUGCAUCAGAUGGUGAAAUCAAGAAGGCAUACCACAAACUGGCCAAAGAGUUCCACCCCGACAAGAACCCUGCAGCUGGAGACAAGUUCAAGGAGAUCUCGUUCGCGUACGAAGUGUUGUCCGACCCGAAGAAGCGCGCCACGUACGACAGACACGGACUCAAAGCGUUGAAGGAAGGCGGUCACGACGGACCGGGCUUCGGCACAGAUGACUUUUUCUCGCAGCUCUUUGGCGGGGGGUUGUUCGGGAUGGGGGGUUUGAGUGGCGGUGGCGUGAGGAACCGCAGGCAUCGUGGGGAAGACACAGUGCACCCUCUCAAGGUUUCUUUAGAAGAUUUAUAUAAUGGAAAAUCUACCCGAUUACAACUCAGUAAAAAUGUGAUAUGUGCCACUUGUAAUGGGAAGGGCUCCAAGUCGGGGGCCCCCCACGCCUGCCGGGCGUGCAGGGGCAGCGGCAUGCGGGUCACGUUCCGCCAGCUCGGGCCAGGGCUGACGCAGCAGAUGCAGUCGCAGUGUCGCGACUGCGCGGGAGAAGGUGAAGUAAUUCAUGAUAAGGACCGCUGCCCAAAGUGUCAUGGAAAGAAAGUGAUCAAUGAAACUAAGAUACUUGAGGUCCACGUUGACAAGGGCAUGCGAGAAGGCCAAAAGAUAUUCUUCAGGGGUGAAGGAGACCAGCAGCCAGACAUUGAACCGGGCGAUGUAGUUAUCGUUCUGCACCAGAAGCCUCACGAGAAGUACAAGCGAUCUGGAAAUGACCUCGUCAUGUCUCACACAGUCACGCUCACUGAAGCCCUGUGCGGGUUUGAGAUGGUGCUGAAGCAUUUGGAUGGCCGUGAGCUGUUGAUCAAACAUCCUUGUGGGAAAGUCAUUAAGCCAGGUGACCUGAAAGGCAUAGAGGGGGAAGGAAUGCCUCACUAUAGAAACCCAUUUGAAAAAGGAGACUUGUACAUUAAGUUUGACGUCAAGUUCCCUGAAAAUGCUAAAGAUAUCAAACUUAAGGAGCUGGAGCUGCUGUUCCCCACGAGGGCGGCCCUGGUGAAGCCCGAGGACCACGAGGACGUGGACAUGAGCGAGUACGACCCCAACGACCACGGCGCCGGCGGCUCCGGCCGGCAGGAGGCGUACGUCAGCGACGACGAGCACUCGGGCGGCCCGGGCGGCAUCCAGUGCGCCCACCAAUGAUGGCGCGACCCACUGGACCCGGUGCACUCUGAGUUUCCUUCCUUUGUGUUUUAAACAAGAAGUCUAACUUCUGUGUCUCCGUUGAGUAUGUGUUGACAGGAAUGGAAUAUCGGCUACAAUGUGCAAAAAAAAUUUUUUUCCCCUAAAGGUGUACCUUUAUCAAAAAAUGGAUUUUCGCCCCCAUUGAUGUGUUUUAGGAAAGAAAUGUGCAUUUUGCACGUAAAACUUUUUUUUUUAUUAUUUAAUACAAUAAAUUCGAGUUAAACAGGUUCAAUAGCAAUGUAAAUAGUUUUUUUCGACCUUGCAUUGCUGACGGGCACCAACCUUGGAAGUGUUGCUGGCCAGAAGUGAAGGCAAAUUAAUUGUGCUGGCAUACACGCGAUAAAAUUUUGAACUAUGUGGGAGUCCAUUUUUUAAAUUAAAGCUGUAAAAAAAAUAUGAAUACAAAUUAAACAACCGUUCUGGUUAUCAAAAGGUUAAGUCGGGUUCUUGAGACUUUGUAUUUUUUCUUCUUCUCCUCCCUUUUUCCUCGUACGUGCACGUAUUGGUAACUCAAAGUAUAGCUACGCACGACUGUGUUAGUGUAAAGAACAGGAAAAUUGUAGUUUGUAAUAUUUAAGCACUCAAGUGCUUCAAAAAUGCUGAAGGUUCUGUUUAUUGAAAAGUGUGUUCAGUGAAAUUGAAGGUGUUAAGAUAAGCUCAACCUUAUUUGGGAAACACUUACUUGUUUAUAUUAUUAAAAAAAUGGUUACUGAGAGUUUCGAAGGGUUUUUAACUUUUUUUUUUGUUAUUUGUUUUGCAUAAUAUUAUUUUUUUCUUUUAUUUGGCUUACUUUAGAAUUUUUUAUAUUUAGAAUUCAGUUUUAUUGCACUUUUACCAAAUCAUAUUGAUUGUCUUUUAUUUACACGUAAUCGUGAAAUUAAUUUCAGUUGAUAAUUUUUUUUUCAUCUAAUCAAGUUAAAAUAUUUAAACUUCUGAUUUUGGCUGAUAGUCUUUUUGAAGGGUAAAGUAAUGUUAAUGAAUGUAUUAAUGCUUGUUAACCACAGAGGUUACUUUAGGAAUGCAAUCAUUUUAAAGUGUACGAAGAAAAACAUUUUAAAAAUGUUCAGCUAAAUAGUAAAAAAAAAUUCAACCAGUAAAAUUAUAAUCAUGUUUUCCAUUUUUUUCUUGCUGUGGGUCUCUGUUCUGUGUUAUUUACUUCCAUUUCAUAUUUUUAUACACAGUCUUAUUUAUUUCCUCUUGUGUUCAUUCAUUAGUUCCUGAAGUUUGUGGAUUGGCACAUCAGGCCUGAUAAUAGAAUAUGGAAUGUAAUUUUUAAGUAAAUUAUACUAUUUUGAAGGAAUCAUAUAGACAGUGAUUUAUGUGCUAGUAAAGAGAAAGGUGACUUGUGCAAUACUGCUUCUGUAUGAGCACAGGCAAAGGAACACACUUGUAGUAAGCACACUAAGUAAAACAAAAACAGCUUCAAGAGUUAUUUUUUGGUUUAAUUUAUUUGGUAGUUUUUUCAUUGAAACACUGGGUCAAAGAGAUUUUUGCGCAGUCUUUAAAUGGGUUGUUAAUAAAAAUGCAUAAUGGUUAAAAUAUUGUUGAAGUGGAUGUUGAACGAAAAAAAGGUGGCUAUAAUGCAAUUAAAAUCAUUUGCCGUGCUAUUGAGCAUGUGCAAAUUUGUACAAGUAUCUACUGCUUUCCAAAACAGCAUUUUUCUUAUUCAGAAACCAGAUACAUGCUACUUUUUUUUAUGGUGUGAUAAUAUGAUGUGGUUCAUGCAUUUGAAUUUAUGUACUUAUUUGUGUGAUAUUUGUGACUUUUUUGUGGGAUUCUCAUAACUUCUGAAAAUAUAUGAUUGUAAGAUUUGACACCAUAAAGGGAAAGAACUGUUAGAGAAUUGAAUAAAAGUUUAAGUCCCUUCAAAA
Molecule: messenger RNA, 3240 nt
Organism: Bacillus rossius redtenbacheri
Lineage: Eukaryota; Metazoa; Arthropoda; Insecta; Phasmatodea; Bacillidae
Product: dnaJ homolog subfamily A member 2-like
Exons: 8
Coding region: 104-1327 (407 amino acids)
Biological process (GO): protein refolding; response to heat
Cellular component (GO): cytoplasm; cytosol
Molecular function (GO): ATP binding; Hsp70 protein binding
Source: RefSeq, a predicted model, not a curated record